AGACUCAGAAGGUACUUAAGUACCCAAGUAUUCAGAGUCUAGUCUUCACCCUGAGAGGAGGGCAUUCAAGACGCCCUCUCAGAGGCUUUACUCCCGACCAUGGCGCUGCCCGGCUCCUCACAAGCCGAGACUUGGAGCCUGGAGCCUCCGGUCCCCACAGCAUCUUUGCCCUUGGGACCUCAGGAGCAGGAGGUGGCCGGGGGCCCUGGAGCAUCUGGGGGGCUUCCCCUAGAGAAGGUGAAGAGGCCUAUGAACGCCUUCAUGGUGUGGAGCUCUGUUCAGCGCCGCCAGAUGGCGCAGCAGAACCCCAAGAUGCACAACUCCGAGAUCUCGAAGCGCCUGGGCGUGCAGUGGAAGCUGCUGGGCGAUGAAGAAAAGAGACCCUUCGUGGAGGAGGCCAAGCGCCUGAGGGCUCGCCACCUGCGCGACCACCCCGACUACAAGUACCGGCCCCGGCGCAAGAGCAAGAACUCGGGCCCCGGGUCUGUUCACUUCAGCCAGAGACGAGGUGACACGGCCUGUGGUGGCCCACGUUGGGGGUAUACAGCCACCCAAGGGAGCAGAGGCUUUGGAUACCAGCCCCCCAACUAUUCGACAGUCUACCUGCCUGGGAGUUAUGCCUCCUCCCACUGUCGCCCGGAACCCCCCUCACCGUGCACCCUCCCUCAGAGUGACCCCAGGCUCCAGCAGGAGCUGAUGCCCUCUUUGCCUCCCUACCUACCCCCUGGCGCUCCCACCCCAUACAGCGCUCCCCUUGCUGGUGCCCCCAUGCCUGUAACCCACCUUUAACUGGCAAGGACACCCAGGCCCACUCCACAGACCCAGCCCUUUUCAGUUCAGGGGCCUACAAGGAACCAGAGUGCAUAAAACCACACUAAACAUAAUUUUGUACAUUAAAGCCCGCCUCUGAGUCUUUAUUGUCCCGUCCUACUCUCUCACUACAGCACAACCAGAACCUUCUCCCCACCCUUCCGCAGGGACCUGCCACAGCAGGAACCUCCCCACCUGCC
This is a messenger RNA of Acomys russatus (golden spiny mouse), 1010 nucleotides long. RefSeq names its product SRY-box transcription factor 15 (gene Sox15). The transcript has 2 exons. Bases 100 to 789 code for a protein of 229 amino acids. NCBI's taxonomy places the organism in Eukaryota, Metazoa, Chordata, Mammalia, Rodentia, Muridae. Gene Ontology annotation, molecular function: RNA polymerase II cis-regulatory region sequence-specific DNA binding; DNA-binding transcription factor activity, RNA polymerase II-specific. Gene Ontology annotation, biological process: positive regulation of transcription by RNA polymerase II; anatomical structure morphogenesis; cell differentiation. The record is from RefSeq and is a predicted model, not a curated record.